AUGAAGUGUAUCUUUCCAGUGACAUACAUACCCUUGAUCGCAAUCGCCGCCUGCGGCCCGUUUAUUGCACUGUUGCUAUCGAACCCGGAGAAAGUGAUCCGUCGCGAUGGCGUCAAGAUCCAGACUAAGAAACAGCCCAAUGCGUGGGAAGAGGCGAAGAAGGUCUUUAGUGCUGUUCAGCGGAGAGAGAUGCUCCUCUUAACCCCACUCUUCAUCUUCUCCCAAUGGUUCCUCUCCUACAAGGGCAACUUCACUGCGGUAUACCACUCCGUCCGGGGUCGCGCUCUCACAUCCUUCACAGGGGCAUUCGCUGGCAUUGCCGGCACAUUUGCAAUGGGCGUCUUUCUGGAUUCGACACGGCUGUCAAAGUCUGCCAAAUUUCGAUGGGCCUUUAUCGUUGUCUACACGCUAUAUACUCUCGUGUGGUUGUGGUAUACGGUUGUGCAGUGGUACUAUGAGAAGACUGCUCCUGUCGGAUUAGACUGGGCGCAAGGAGAGUUUUAUGCUAGUUUCCUGUUGAUGCUGGCUGAUGGAUUCGUCGACCAUGCAUUCCAGACAUUCAUGUACGCACUUGUUGGAUCGUUGACAGAGAAUGUUGACGAGCUCGAGCGAUACACGGGGUAUAUGAAGGCCGUAAAUACGGGCGGCGCGGCGCUGGGAUAUGCGGUGCAGACGCAAUGGAGUAUGGUGGGCGCCGAGGCGUUGCUGUCAGUUGAUCUUUGA
Aspergillus calidoustus is the source of this 723-nucleotide messenger RNA. The record is from the annotation of a GenBank genome assembly. Lineage: Eukaryota; Fungi; Ascomycota; Eurotiomycetes; Eurotiales; Aspergillaceae.